AUGGCCGAUAAUGCCCCUCAAGAGGACCCUCUGGUCGCGGCCUUGCCACCUGCCACUGACUACAUGACUUACUUGACAUUGUUGGAGUACCAACUGACGCCUGAAAAGCUACCAACGUUGAAUAGACUUCUCACAGAAGAUGAUGGCAAACUGGCCAAAGAAAUCGGCUGGGAUCUUCUGAGGCUCGUUCUUCCAAUGCUGGACUCCGCCCCAGCCGAGGCCAAUCAAUGUCUUGAAAUCAUAGCUCGCCGGGGCAACCCCAGAGAAGUGGUUGUUCGUGUGGCCGAAGAGCUGGAAAAGCUAGGUGACGAUGCUGAGGAGGACAGUCCAGACCCAGACGUGGAUGAAGUCGACAUGGCUACGUUCAGCGGCGAAGCUCCUCGCGUACAUCUGGGGAGUAUGAAGCUCGACGGCAUGCCCGAAACAGAGCAGGCGCCCAAGAACGAGCCGGAGCUGGUGUCCGGCCCAGCAGAAAAGAAGAACUUUGCACCCGUGGACAAAGGGUUGAGACUACAAGCUCUCUUCAACAUCCUGGGUGUCGUGCAUCCCAGAAUCAAGACACAAUAUCCCAGUCGUUUUCUUGCAACAUCUCUACCUCCGGCUCUGGGGGCCUACAGACACGUACCCAUCACAAUUGAAACGACCACCGCUUUCCUGACGAUGCUAGAAAACCUGUCUGGCAAGAAAAGACCUCCUCUACCGCCACGAACCGGCACUGUGGAUGACCCUACUGCAGGUUCUGAAGCGGCAGAACAGAGCAAAACCGUCACUGCCACACCCGCCUCUCUACCUGACCCAGAAGCCAAAGGAGAAGAAGAGAGCAGAGGCAACAUGACUGCAUCAGUAGAAGAAAAAGCCAUCAUCUUCCGUCUACUGAAUGCCGUCAACCUGGAAGUCCUCGACGAAUAUCUUUCAUUUCUCGCAUCUGCUGAGCAUCCGUCGAUGUCGUGGACUGCUCGGCUGAGAGAGACGUUCGAACCCAAACGAGUCGUGCCAGGUCGCCCAAGCGAGACCCAGCAUUGGAAAGAAACUCCAGAGCUACAAGAACGUGAUGCUCUCCUUGCUCGGUUCCACAAACUAGCCGCCGAAUUAGACCUCUCCACCAGCCAAGAGGUGACGAAACUCGUUCACGACGAAGACGACGACGCAGACGGUUCUGAAGAGGCCAAGGAAGAGCCGUCCGAAUACCCAACAUCGCCCGCUCAGAUUCCGUUCCCCAGAAACGGCGUCAUCUUCCUCUUCGCGUAUGAAACCUUUUCCAAACCGAUCGAUGCUCCUCUCAUCCUCUCAACAAGCGAUCUGACCAAACUCACCGCACACGCAUUCCCACUCAGCGCGACGCCAUCCAUCCCCUCUCCCGCGCUGCUAGACUCCCUGCUCUCCCUCCUCUAUCGACACGCCGUUCCACACUCUUCGCCCAAUCCGACUCCGCACCCACCCCCUUCGCCCGCCAAAUUCAUCUUGCUCCUCAGCACCUUGACCCAAGUCUUCACCAUCACGCCCUGGCCCAGCCUUCGCGAUUCCGCACACUACAUAGCGUCGAAACUGCUGCAUGCGUACCCGGACCGGGACGUACGUCUACAGAUUAUCACGCAAACACUCCGCGGAGACACCCUUAGCACCAACUGGGCCGAGACUUUCGAAGAAGACCCGGACGUCCAACCUGGGAUCGACGAAGGAACGGGCCUGACGCGAAGCACAUCCGCGCUCCAACCUCACCCGAUCCCACUUGGUCCGCCACAACAAUCCGGCAACCUCAAAGCUGUAGGCGUUGACUGGCUCAAGGAUGAAUUCGCCGCACACAUGACCAUGACUGUGCAGACAUCAAAAACCGAAGCGGGAAGCGAAGCUGCUUGCGUUGGUGGUGGAGGCAGCGGCCUAGACCCAUCGAUCUUCACGUCUCUCGACGACCACGACCACGACCGCAAAAUCCAAAGCCAAACCGAAACAGGAACGCUCCUCGACCUGCUCUUCCCACGCAGGCUUCCUCCUCUAACAUACCCGGAAUUCACACCCGAGACACUCACCGCGUUCCUGCGCGACAUCCCAUUCUACAUUUCAACGCUGAACCUUUUGUGCGUGAUGCUCCCCCACGUCGACGGCGGCGCACUCGACUUCACCAUCCGCGCGGCCGCACACGUCGCAAACCUCAGCGGGCCCGCCAAGAACCUGCUCGAGCUUCUCGAGCACUUUGCGACGCGCGAAGACUCUGCAGAUGCGCUGGAGGGGAGUCGAGCCGACAUUUGCGCCCUCAAGGACGCAACUGCUCGAGCGACGAAAGUCCUGGAGAGAACUACUGAAGCGGCUUAA
Exophiala spinifera is the source of this 2310-nucleotide messenger RNA. RefSeq lists its product as uncharacterized. Gene Ontology annotation, biological process: cellular response to oxidative stress. Bases 1 to 2310 code for a protein of 769 amino acids. Lineage: Eukaryota; Fungi; Ascomycota; Eurotiomycetes; Chaetothyriales; Herpotrichiellaceae. The transcript has a single exon. Gene Ontology annotation, cellular component: cytoplasm. The record is from RefSeq and is a predicted model, not a curated record.